AUGGUGCCGACUCCCGAACGGUGGCUCCGCUUUUUCCAUUUGCCUGGAUUCUGCGACACUCCUUCUCCUCCUCCUCUUCAUCCUCCUCCUCAUCCUCCUUCUCCCCCCACCCUCACCCCCACCUCCUCCGCCGCCUUUGUAUUGCCCUCGCUCGUCCUACCCCGCUCCCGCGGACCUUGUGUCUGCCAAAUGUCAUCCACUUAUGUUCACUACUCGACCCCGUCUUCUCUUCCCUCCGAUUAUGCUCUGCUCUCGCGGUACGCUGCUGCUAACGAUGCAAAUGACUCCGACGACGACUGCGAUGACAAUCAUAGCAACGAGGGCAUCCAGGCAGAUGCUGUGACCGCACAUCCUGGCAGCGUCGGUAUCCCCAGGCGCACAUCGCCAAGGGCUGUUUCGCGCCGUCGCAGUUUCCCCACAUCUCAUGUCGCCCCCUUCAAGCCGACAACUGGGCCUCUUCCAGACAAGGAUGGCUACCGCUCAGGUCCGUCAAGGGACGCGUCCGAGACGACACCAUUGCUGGCCCCUCUCGUGCCUCGCAUCGAAGAGGAGGUUGACCAGGAAGGCUUUCCUCGCUCCGAGCGCCCCGCUAGCAUGUACAGAGAAGAAUUGGCCAUUCUUACAAAGUACACUCUUCCGGUGUUUGGCACCCAUGUCCUGGAGUAUUCUCUCGUGAUAGCCUCCGUCGUCUCGAUCGGGCACUUGUCGACCACCGCCCUGGCUGCGUCUACGCUUGGCUCAAUGACCGCUAGCGUGACCGGCCUCAGUAUCGUCCAGGGUUUCGCGAGCACCCUCGAUACUAUGCUUCCUGGCGCCUGGACGUCGUCCCAGCCCCAGCUCGUCGGCCUAUGGGCUCAGCGCAUGGCUGUCGUAAUGGCUGCCGUUCUUGUACCCAUUAUCUUGGUAUGGUGCAAUUCCGAAGCCAUCCUUCUCUUCCUCAAGCAGGACCCAGAAGUAGCUCAUCUAGCGGCUGUGUACCUCCAAUGCCUCGCAAUUGGUCUUCCUGCGUAUACAUUUAACGCUAUCUCUAGACGUUAUUUCCAAUCUCAAGGUCUUUUCACGGUUCCGACCCGGAUCAUCCUCGUGAUAGCUCCAAUCAAUGCCGUCUUGAAUUACUUUCUUGUCUGGGGGCCUAAGCCCUUCCGUCUUGGUUUUAUUGGUGCACCAAUUGCUACUGCUAUAUCCUUUAACCUUAUAUCACUGUGUUCCAUCGUCUAUGGUAUCUUCUUCGUUCCCAGCACUGCUUGGCACCCUUUCUCGCGCCGCUGCUUCACGAGUCUUGGUGUCUUGGUCCACCUUGGGCUUGCUGGGGUCGGUCAAACUGCAUCCGAAUGGUGGUCUUGGGAGCUCGUCGGUCUUGCGGCCAGCAUGCUGGGGCCUGUAUCGCUAGCAACCCAGUCCGUCCUAUUGGUCUCUGCGUCUACUACCUACCAAGCGCCAUUCGCUCUCAGCGUAGCCACAUCGGUGAGAGUCGGAAAUUUGCUCGGCGAAGCAAAGGCAGUCCGCGCCGGCGUCGCAGCCAACGUGUCUAUUCUCAUGUCUCUAGCUAUCAGUUUAGUUUGGAGUACGAUGUUCAUGAUCUUCAGAAAAUCAUGGGCGCAUCUUUUCAAUGACGAUCCCGACGUUGUCGAGUUGGUGGCGACAAUCCUGCCUAUCGUCGCACUGUUCCAGGUCUUUGACGGUCUCGGUGGAGUAACGGGGGGCAUUUUGCGGGCUGCGGGAAAACAGUUCACUGGCGCGUUGCUGAAUUUAAGUGCAUAUUACAUCGUAGGCAAGUUGAUUGAAUCUCCCACUGGCAUCCCCUUUGGGAUCUGGCUCACGUUCUGGAAGGGGAUGCAGCUGCAUGGGCUUUGGAUCGGCCUUACUGUUUCUCUGGUUUAUUGUGCCACCAUUGGCGUGUGGAUUUGUGUGCGGACCGACUGGAACAGGGAGGUUGAGAAGGUGAAAAUGCGUCUGGCUGCCGAUCAGAAGACUGGGAGGCAGGAUCCUGAAGCAGACAUCUGA
Messenger RNA from Fibroporia radiculosa, 2004 nucleotides. RefSeq lists its product as uncharacterized. Gene Ontology annotation, molecular function: antiporter activity; xenobiotic transmembrane transporter activity. The transcript is spliced from 16 exons. NCBI's taxonomy places the organism in Eukaryota, Fungi, Basidiomycota, Agaricomycetes, Polyporales, Fibroporiaceae. The record is from RefSeq and is a predicted model, not a curated record. Bases 1 to 2004 code for a protein of 667 amino acids. Gene Ontology annotation, cellular component: membrane. Gene Ontology annotation, biological process: xenobiotic detoxification by transmembrane export across the plasma membrane.